Messenger RNA from Dichomitus squalens LYAD-421 SS1, 2559 nucleotides. Its product is annotated as peroxisomal copper amine oxidase. The transcript is spliced from 11 exons. Bases 202 to 2436 code for a protein of 744 amino acids. The record is from RefSeq and is a predicted model, not a curated record. Gene Ontology annotation, molecular function: copper ion binding; quinone binding; primary methylamine oxidase activity. Gene Ontology annotation, biological process: amine metabolic process. NCBI's taxonomy places the organism in Eukaryota, Fungi, Basidiomycota, Agaricomycetes, Polyporales, Polyporaceae.
GAUCGUACUCCCUCGACGAUUGCGAGCGGCUGGAUCUUACCUCUUAGCUACUCUCAGGUGACAGCCAGUCCGGAGCACGCGAAAAGCUGAGAUACGAAGGGCCUGUGAAGCGCCUGCCUUUAUAUGUAGCGUAAACUGUCGUGCUACUUUGAAGGCUUCGCGCUCAUCUUCACCACGAUCUCUUCCGACGAUUUGUGUACCAUGUCUACCCCUUCAACUCUACCGAGCACAGCGACGAGGGCACAGACCUCUGCAGGUCCUUUCAAAGGCCCGCCGUUCAAGCAUCCGCUUGAUCCUUUGACACCAGAAGAGAUCGUCGCCGUGUCUCUCAUCGUACGGCGGUAUGUCGCUGAGAAGACUGACAUCAAGGCCGUCCGAUUCAUUACGAGCUACCUGCUACCUCCCCCCAAGAAAGCCGUGCUAGCUUUCCUGGGCAUACCUCUCCUUACUGGAGAGAAGCCGGAGCCCGCCACUGAGAUCAUCCGUAAGGCUGAAGUCGAUUUCGUCGAUGCUGUCACAGGAUCGGCGUACAAUACCAUCGUCUCCCUGUCUGGCCAAGAUUGGGUGGUAGACACACUCGAGAAACUCCCCAACGGAGUUCAACCGCAGAUUUCCGUCGAAGAGCUUCUGCUGUGCGAGGAAGUGAUUCAAAAGGAUGAGCGAGUCAUCAAGCUUGCUGCGGAAGUCGGUGUGAAGCCAGAACAACUGCACGCGGAUGGAUGGGCCAUAGGAUACGAUACCCGCUUCCCUGGGAAUGUCCGGAUACAGCAAGCUCUAUUGUUUGCUCGCAGGGGCCGUCACGAAAAUCUGUACGCGCAUCCUAUGGAUUUCGUCCCUGUCAUUGACUCUGUUGCCAAGAAAGUCAUCCACAUCGAUUUCCCGCCUCACUACAAGGCAAAGACGUCCGAAGCGCUAUUCGAAGGCACCGGGGUCGAAAUUGCCCUCACCCAGACGACCACUGUCCCUCCUUCUCUUGAGGAAGAUGCCUUCGCUGCUGCAAAUAGGAAGCGUAUUCCCCCACCUCUGAAAUCUUACGACUUCCUCCCCGAUCUCCUUGCGCAAAACAAGGAUUUCAAGUUUCGAGACGACAUCAAGCCACUGCACAUCUUGCAGCCAGAGGGCGUCAGCUUCAAAGUGGACGGUCAUGAGAUCGAAUGGCAGAAGUGGAAGAUGCAUGUCGCAUUCCACCAUCGCGAGGGUGUCGCCCUCUCCACCAUCACGUACAAUGAUGACGGGGUUAUACGGCCCAUCUUCUACCGCUUGUCUCUCUCAGAAAUGGUUGUCCCAUACGGGGCGCCAGAGCACCCGCACCCUCGUAAACAUGCAUUCGACGUAGGAGAAUACGGCAUGGGCACCAUGGCGAACGAGCUGACGCUUGGAUGCGACUGCCUCGGCAAGAUCCAUUAUAUGGACGGAGCCUACACAGCACACAACGGUACCGCGGUAGUGGUCAAGAACACUAUAUGCAUCCACGAAGAGGACGCUGGUCUGCUCUGGAAGCACACUGACUAUCGUGUCGGUGGACGCGCCCAAGCCGUGCGUAGCCGCAGACUCGUGAUUCAGCAAGUGUGCACCCUCGCGAACUACGAGUACUUGUUCAACUACAUGUUCUACCAGGAUGGUAACAUCGAGGUGGAGAUCCGCCUUACCGGGAUUCUCCAGGUUUACGUUGCCGACAACGACGAGCCGAAUGCUUUCGGAACGACCCUCGCCCCGAACAUCAACGCGCACUACCACCAACAUAUCUUCUCCGUCCGCGUUGAUCCCAUGGUGGACGGCCUCAACAAUACCGUCGUCGAGACUGACAUUGUCCCCCUGCCCAAUGCCCCGACUGGUUCCGUCGCCAACUACUACGGAAAUGCGUUCAUCACUCGCGGGACCCCCAUCAAAGUCGCCUCAGAGGGCGCCCGCGAGUACGAUCACGCGAAAGACCGCCGGUGGUCGAUCGUCAACCCUAAGAAGGUCCAUCCGCAUUCGAAGCGUAACGCGGGGUAUACGAUCAUGAGCAAGGGUGCGCAGGCACCGCUCAUGGCGCUCCCUGACAGCGUUGUUGCGAAGCGUGCGUCAUUUGCGACGAAGCCGGUGUGGGUCGUCAAGGACGUCGAGGGUCCCAAUGGCGGGCGUAUGUGGCCGUCGGGCAAGUACGUGCCGCAGACGCGCGACACUCCUGAAGAUUCGCUCCCGAACUGGGUGAAAGGCAACGAUAACCUUGCUGAGGAGGACAUCUUGGUCUACCUUACGCUGGGAAUUACUCACAUCCCGCGACCAGAAGAUUGGCCGGUGAUGCCGGUCGAGCAUCUUCGCCUGCUCUUCAGGCCAACGCACUUCUUCGAAUUCAACCCGAGUAUGGAUGUUCCUGGUGCAAAUGAUACGAAGAGUAGCCCGGCAUUCACGAACGACUCCGACAACGCUGUCGCUGGGGUGGGUUGCCACUAAAGUUUGAAGCCAAGGGUCCCUGAUGUACGCAGUUACAUAAAGGUUUAGAUCACAAUGUACUCUAGAAGUCCGUCAUCGUCCUGAUACGAGUACGGUAGAGAGGAUUUUCAUGCACGGGAUGCG